Molecule: messenger RNA, 1360 nt
Organism: Chelonoidis abingdonii (Abingdon island giant tortoise)
Lineage: Eukaryota; Metazoa; Chordata; Testudines; Testudinidae
Gene: TMEM278
Product: transmembrane protein 278
Cellular component (GO): plasma membrane
Molecular function (GO): PDZ domain binding
Source: RefSeq, a predicted model, not a curated record
GCUCCAGAGCCAGCUCAGAAGGGAAGACGCUGCUCCUGUCUGGUGCCUGUGAAUGCAGACAGCUGUGUGCACUGAAACCAUACACGCUGCUCCAGUCAGCGUGUGUCUCUUUGCUUUCAGCACUGCACAGCGCGGGCAAGGUUUCCACCAGGACGAGGGAGAAGCAUCUCCUGUUUGUUCUUUUAACCAGGCACGCCAACUAGAAGAAAGUUGGGUAAUUACUUGGGUCUGCGAUACUGGCCACAAAGAGAUGAUUCAAAGCCAGGGAACAGUCUCUGAAAGGGCCUGAGCCCGAUAUUCUUAGCCAGCAGGACUGGCUGAUAGCUGUAAGAGGAUGCUAAAAGUAGACAAUCUCCAGGGCUGUGCAGCAUAUCAAGGCUAGGAGAGAAAACUGUUGGCAGCUCCUUGGGACCGUAUUCCCAUAAGGAAGAGCCCCAGAAGACAGAGAGAGCGUGCAAGAGAAAAUAAGGAAACCCUGGAUUCAAAAGCAAAGCGAUAGCCUGUAGCUGGUUCAGGACCAAACUUGCAGCGGCUGCCACUCUGUUCUCAGACUAGAGGAGAGGCAGUGCUGGGGAAUAUACUGCAGGGCAUGAUCCUGCCCUGGCAGGGCUGGGGUGCAGCAGGUGGCCAAUUAGGGCCAUUCCAUCUCUAGGGUCCUUGAUGCUGUCUGGCUAGCCCUUCUCUGCCGUCUUCUGGCUGAGGAAGGAAAGCCCCAGAGCUCCACACUCAGGUUUGUGGCCAACAGCAAAGGCAGGAAAAAAGAACAAGGGAAGGAGAGAUAAAAAAACUCCUCUGAGAAUGUCCGACCAGGAGAUCGAGGACUUUGAAGUGGACAAUCUGUCUGACACGUCCCGGAUGAUCCCCAGCCUCCCUCCUUACGACAUGGACAACCAGCUUCUUCCCCUGGAGCCCCGGAGCACCUGCUGCUGCUGGGCUUGGACCCUGCUGAUUGUCGCCACGAACUCUCUGGUCUUCCUCGUGAACUUGCUCCUGGUGGUCACCAUCUUUGCCAUCGUGCUGCUGCCGACGAUCGUGGUGGUGUACUUCGGCUUCCAGUGCCACUCCCGGGUGCUGCACUCCUCCGCCUACUACUGCAAAACCAUCCUGGACGACAACAGCUCCUCUGCCCUCAUCAUCCUCGGCUUCGUCAUCAUGUCCCCGCUCAUCGUGGUGGCCAUGGCCAUCUACUGCAGCCUGGCACGGCGCCUCCACCUCUUCCUAUGCUUCCAGCCCUAUGCUCGGGCAGUCUACAAAGGGGUGAAGUGGCGCUGGUACGAGGAGGGAGGGCUGUGCAGCUGUGCCAAGGAGUGGAGCACUCAAGUCAAGGCCUGGGUAUGAGCUCGCUGCACUGGCUCCCCCA